This is a messenger RNA of Osmerus eperlanus (European smelt), 1923 nucleotides long. RefSeq names its product nuclear receptor subfamily 1, group H, member 5 (gene nr1h5). Gene Ontology annotation, molecular function: zinc ion binding; nuclear receptor activity; RNA polymerase II cis-regulatory region sequence-specific DNA binding. The record is from RefSeq and is a predicted model, not a curated record. Lineage: Eukaryota; Metazoa; Chordata; Actinopteri; Osmeriformes; Osmeridae. The coding region runs from base 224 to 1726 and encodes 500 amino acids. The transcript is spliced from 11 exons. Gene Ontology annotation, biological process: positive regulation of transcription by RNA polymerase II; negative regulation of inflammatory response; cell differentiation.
UAAAAAUGGAAAGUACUCUUUUCUGUGUGUGUGGGUGUGUGCUUGUGUUUGUGGGUAUGUAUCAGAGAGCGUAUGUAUGUGACUGUGUCAGACUGCACGUGCGUGUUUGGUGAGUGUAGAAUGUCAGAGGCUUGACUGGAGUCGACACCAAAAACGUAAGAGGAAGAAAACCCAGGAGGAUGUCAGAAGAGUCGACACACAGGCAGGAAGAAGACCACCAGCAAUGAGAGAGUGGAGCGAGGCAGAGAUGUCCAUGACUGCUGGGGGCUACCUCACCAGCUCUGAGGGAUACGGCACCACGGAACCUCUGCAGUACUACGAUGUGCUGGGGGACCCGCUGGGCUAUCCUUACCAGGAUCUAGACCUCCAGGGCUUCCCGUACAGCCAGCAGCAGUACAGCCCAGUCAACGCCCCCCCCUUCUCCCUCUAUGGAGCCCCGUCCUCCUCCUCUCCCCAUCCCUGCCAUUCCCCCUACCCCUACAACUCCCACUGCCUGGAGCCUCCCUGCGAGCCCAGCCUGGAUCCCCAGUGCGGGGACCAGGGGAAGGGAGGAAGCGCGGGGGUGGUGCCCCUGGUUCGGAGGACCAGGCUGGGCCACAGUGGUAGGGUGAGAGGUCAGGAUGAGCUGUGUGUGGUGUGUGGGGACAAAGCCUCCGGGUAUCACUACAACGCUCUCACCUGCGAAGGCUGCAAAGGCUUCUUCCGGAGGAGCGUGACCAAGAAGGCGGUGUACCGCUGCAAGAGUGGCGGAGGCUGUGAGAUGGACAUGUACAUGAGGAGGAAGUGUCAGGACUGCCGUCUGAGGAAGUGUCGUGCCGUGGGCAUGCUGGCUGAAUGUCUGCUGACGGAGGUGCAGUGCCAGUCCAAGAGGUUGAGGAAGGGAGCGAAGCUCAGGGGAGGGCAGGAGGAGGAGGAGUGUGUGGAGAGCGGGAGCAUCACCUCCACCAGCAGGCUGCAUGGACAGGCGUUGUCCACCAGUCUAUCAAGAGAACAGCAGCAUGUGCUGGAUAACAUGGUGGAGGCCCAUCGGCAGUACAGGGUCCAGGACUACACACACAGCAGGGUGUUUGACUGGUCCUGUGCAGACGGGAGUGGAGACAGACUAGCUGAGCCGGUCUCUCUUCCCUCUCAGAGACUGCUGCACUUUGCCAAAAGUGUACCUGGGUUCGAUCUUCUUGACUGUUCGGACCAGAACACUCUGCUCUCCAGUUGCUCUGUAGAGGUCAUGUUCCUAAUGUCAGCUCAGCAGUUCUCCCAGAACCCGGCAGGACCCAGCCCAGCAGCACUACAACCUUUCAACAUCUCAACUCAUCACUGGCUGAAAACUUUAGAAUCAAAGGAAAACAUACACAGUGGCACCUCAAUGAACUGUGGAGUCAGUGAGGACCUGCUAGGACCAGUCCUCAACUUCUUCCACAGUAUGACAGCUCUGGGGGUGACGGAGGCUGAAUACUCUUUACUCACCGCAACAGCACUGCUCUGCUCAGACCGCGCCUCGCUGCGGGCCGUGGCCUGUGUGGAGAGCCUGCAGGAGCUGAUCCUGGAGCUGCUGUCUAGGGUGUGUGGGGCCCACGGCGGAGCUCCAGUGUGUGGGGCCCACGGCGGAGCUCCAUCCAGGGGCCCGGGCCCUGCAGGGAAGCAGCGGUUUGCCCGGCUGCUGGGGAGGUUGACGGAGCUGCGGACCCUACGACACAACCACCUCACCCUGCUCCGACCGCAGCCCUGACGUUGCUGGGCAGGGGACACUUCUCCGCUUUGAUUUUGUAUGUGCUAUAUAGUGAGUACCAAAGAUUUUUGAAGAAAUAUUAUUGGCCUGUUUAUUACUGACAUACUUAGCAUUUCUUUAGCAUUUUUACUUUGUCACAUGGUUAUAGUUAUCGUAAUGAAGAAUACUGGUCAAUAAAAAGUUUUUUUGUCAGACGA